CAAGGCGCUUAUGGUAUUUAAAACAGCACCGUGGAUAAACACCGUGCUGAAGUGGCUCCCGUUCAGACGAAGAAGAAAACAGCCACACGAUACUUAUAGACAACCAACCAACCAUCCAUCUAGUCACAGUUUGAUUUGGUUCGUCCAGCGGGAACGGGUCUGUCUCUCACGGUGAGCUGAGCUUUAACAGCGUUUUGUUUUUAUACAGUCGUCACCAUCCAGAUGUGCAUCUAAGAAGACGGCGACGGCAUUAAAUGGACUUUCCGUUAUUUUUUUUUUGGUUUGCGAGCCGACGCUGCCGGAGUUGUUCUGUCCGGAUACUGUGGAGUUGAUUUUUUAAUAGGAAACACCUGUAGCUGAAUCCGCUACACAGUCUCUAAUAUAUUGGACUAUUAUUACCCACAAACCAACAGAAAUGUUUUGAUACACUAUCUAUUUUCUGCAGGCAGGCAGGGAGGGCUGGUCUCUCUGACGCCGUCGGCCAUCUAAUCUCCAAUGCAAAAGAGCGAAGGUAAAGCCAUUUACUGGUCCAUUAAUAUCUAAGCUUCUCUCUCGGCUCUCUGUGCUGCUCGCACACAGGAACAUGGAUAGAGAGGAAUUCGCUGUGACAAGAGCUUUGACUGGAUUCGUAUGGAUGGUGUUCUCUUGUCCAAACUAACAAAUAAAAAAAGACAGUGGAAUUGAGCUCAACAAACGACCACGGUGCGUCUGGCGGUUCGCGAUCACCAUCCUUUUUUGUUGUUGUUGCGCAUCGCUUUUAAGUAAAUUAAUUGAAUGCAUUUUUAAUGUAGCCGGGGGAGAUCAGAGGUGGGCUUAUAUUUGAAUUAAAAAACAACCAUGGGGGGCACAGAUGAGUGUAAAACCAUGCUGGAUGCUCUGAACAAAGUCACAGCGUGCUACAGGCACCUGGUCAUCGCGCUGGGCAGCACAUCGGACUCUCAGAACCUGCGCGAGGAACUCAAAAAGACCCGGAAGAAAGCCCAGGAGCUGGCGGUGGCCAACCGGAAUAAACUAACCGAGUUGCUCAAAGACAAGACCACCAGCAAGGACGACCGGGCUGAGUAUGAGAGGCUAUGGGUGCUGUUCACCAGCAGCAUGGAGCUACUGGAAGUGGACAUGAAGCGGAGUUUGGAGAUAGGGCAGGAGUUCCCCCUCAAGGUGCCCACCAGACACCUCAUCCAGACGGGCAUGACCGGCAGCACCACCACGGUGGCCGCCAGGGCCAUGUCUGUGCAGAACAUGAAGUACGACGCGGACAGCAACAUCGACACUGCCGACCUGAAGGAACUCCAGGCUGAGAUCACCCAGGUGGGUCAGAUGAUGGAGGAGAUGGAGAUGAAGGUGCAGGUGGCUCCGUGGGCCGUGGAGGCCAAGCAGGAGGCCGGCGCCGAGCUCAAAUCCACCCUGAGCGUCGGGAACUCCUCCGUGGGCGUCAUUUCCAUCUGUGAAGAGGAGCCCAAGGACGAGAUAGAUGAAGGAGGUGACAAUAACGGCAUGAUCACAUGCAUCGCUGGGUUCAUAUUCGUUGCUAUUGUAGUAAUCGCCGGGAUUCUAGGAUACUUCGUAAUCGGUGGAUAGGAUACUUAGUUCUGGACGUUUUGAGCCAGCCUGGGAAUACUUCACAGAUAAACAGCGGGCGCAGCUCAGAGACAGAUACAGCCCGGGAUGGACACUAGGCAGGUUAUAUGCCCGGAGAAACGGCUCUGUUGUUGAGGAGAGAGAGACUAGCGCGAGGAGCUGUCCAGACGAUGAAAACUGUUACGUCUGCAUCCCAAAUGGCACCGAUUCCACAUAUAGUCCUCUACUUUAGACCAGAGUCACUACAAGGCUUUAUUCCACAUAUAGUCCUCUACUUUAGACCAGAGUCACUAUAAGGCUUUAUUCCACAUAUAGUCCUCUACUUUAGACCAGAGUCACUACAAGGCUUUAUUCCACAUAUAG
Messenger RNA from Oncorhynchus nerka (sockeye salmon), 1941 nucleotides. RefSeq names its product regulator of G-protein signaling 9-binding protein-like. The record is from RefSeq and is a predicted model, not a curated record. Gene Ontology annotation, biological process: detection of light stimulus involved in visual perception; G protein-coupled receptor signaling pathway. NCBI's taxonomy places the organism in Eukaryota, Metazoa, Chordata, Actinopteri, Salmoniformes, Salmonidae. Gene Ontology annotation, cellular component: neuron projection.